AUGACGAUGGAAGCAGGGACGGAAGAGUUCGGCUUGCACCCGAACAGCGCUCAAUGGCUUUCCUCCACGAAGAUGAUGAUCCGCAAUGUGCCAGCACGCUGCACCGAGACGGAACUCCGCAGCUUCCUCGAAUCCCUCACGUCGACCGAGUACGUGCUGGAGAUGCCAAAAACAAGCCAAACGAAGUGCAAGGGGUACGCGUUCGUGGAGAUGUGUGACCCGCUCUCGCUUGCUGCUCUGGCGGAAGCACUGUGGCAGCAGCGCCUCCCCACCCGAGCGAGCGAGCGCGCGUUGAAGAUCCACCCAGCCAAGUUCGUCGCAGAGAUGCUUCCUCCGGCCCCGGCCUCGAAGCUCUACUUCGACCUCUAG
This is a messenger RNA of Symbiodinium natans, 369 nucleotides long. Lineage: Eukaryota; Dinophyceae; Suessiales; Symbiodiniaceae. The record is from the annotation of a GenBank genome assembly.